AUGUCCGUAGGUAUCCUACUAGGGUCCCCGACUGCCAGUACCGACGGCGUCGCGCCGCCCCCCGGAGGCCCCAGCCCUGGCGUCCUCCGACCAGCCCUUCCCAGCCCGCCGCCGAACUGGCCGUCGACCGCGAGCAAGCUUAAGCAAGUCAGAUGCACCAGAGCAAGAUCAAGCAAGUCUAAUGCAACCAGAGCAAGAUCGAGCAAGUCUGAUGCAACCAGAGCAAGAUCAAGCAAGUCUGAUGCAACCAGAGCAAGAUCGAGCAAGUCUGACGCAACCAGAGCAAGAUCAAGCAAGUCUGAUGCAACCAGAGCAAGUCUGACGCAACCAGAGCAAGAUCAAGCAAGUCUAAUGCAACCAGAGCAAGAUCGAGCAAGUCUGACGCAACCAGAGCACGAUCAAGCAAGUCUGAUGCAACCAGAGCAAGAUCGAGCAAGUCUGACGCAACCAGAGCAAGAUCAAGCAAGUCUAAUGCAACCAGAGCAAGAUCGAGCAAGUCUGACGCAACCAGAGCAAGAUCAAGCAAGUCUGAUGCAACCAGAACAAGAUCGAGCAAGUCUGAUGCAACCAGAGCAAGAUCGAGCAAGUCCGAUGCAACCAAAACAAGAUCAAGCAAGUCUGAUGCAACCAGAGCAAGAUCGAACAAGUCUGAUGCAACCAGAACCGGCGAUAAGCUUAGAGAAGAGCUUGAGGACCGAACAGGUCAUUGCAAAGGGUCAUUGCAAAGGGUCAUUCUAA
Molecule: messenger RNA, 738 nt
Organism: Penaeus chinensis
Lineage: Eukaryota; Metazoa; Arthropoda; Malacostraca; Decapoda; Penaeidae
Product: RNA polymerase II degradation factor 1-like
Exons: 2
Coding region: 1-738 (245 amino acids)
Source: RefSeq, a predicted model, not a curated record